Messenger RNA from Sycon ciliatum, 11687 nucleotides. RefSeq names its product fibrillin-3-like. Lineage: Eukaryota; Metazoa; Porifera; Calcarea; Leucosolenida; Sycettidae. The record is from RefSeq and is a predicted model, not a curated record. Gene Ontology annotation, molecular function: G protein-coupled receptor activity; calcium ion binding. Gene Ontology annotation, biological process: establishment or maintenance of epithelial cell apical/basal polarity; cell surface receptor signaling pathway; G protein-coupled receptor signaling pathway. Gene Ontology annotation, cellular component: protein-containing complex; plasma membrane.
GUGGUACUCGCACUGAUCCGCAGUGUCCAGACCUAGAUGAAUGUGCAUUGGAGACUCACAACUGUGCUGGUCAGUCAACGUGUGUCAACACAGUGGGUAGUUACUUCUGUACAUGUACUGCCGGCACUGGACCUCAGUGUCAGGAUGUUGACGAAUGUGCUAACGGGCAAGUGACUUGUCCGCACGGUGCUACGUGUGUCAACUACAAUUACGGCGCGUACUGUCUGUGUCCAACUGGAGACCCUGGUAUAAGGGGCAUACCCAGUGACAGUAGCGAGAUUCCCAACAGUUUACUGGUGGAAGUACUUUUCAAUGGAAUGUAUGGUACCAUUUGUGAAACUACAUUCGAUCUCCCCGAUGCUGACGUUGCUUGCAGACAACUUGGCUUCAAACGCGCUCUGAAUGCAAUAACAACAUUUCAGUCAAGCUAUACUGUGUCGACAUUCGACAAUGUACUUUGUACGGGGAGUGAACUUAGUGUGAUAAAAUGUCCACUUUCUGUUGGACAGCAAAACUGUUAUAAUUCCGGUGUCCUCUGCGAUGAAUAUAUUGGCUCCGGAGCAAUCUGCCCAGCUACUGGUGAUCUAGACGAAUGCCUAGCCGGUACGCACAACUGUUCAUCGAUAGCUAUGUGUACAAACGCCAUGCCUGGUUUCAACUGUACCUGCUCCGCCGGUUACACGGGAUCUGGUGACAUCUGCCAGGACAUCAAUGAAUGUGUGUCCAUACUGGAGACGUGUGGACCCAAUUCACAGUGUAGCAACUUUGAUGGUGCCUUUACGUGUUCCUGUCUCAGUGGAUAUGAAGACACCAGCCCCUCAUCCGUAACACGCACUAACUGUACUAACAUCAACGAGUGCAUUGCGCUGAGUGCCAGCAACGGAGGCUGUGACGUCCACGCAAACUGCACGGAUACUGACGGGUCUCGUCUGUGCACGUGUCAAGUUGGCUUUGUCGGCAAUGGCACAGUAUGUGACGUCUGUCCAGCUGGAUUAUAUGGUAAUGGCACAGCUUGUCUGGACAUUGACGAGUGUGUCAGCAACAGUAACAGCAGUAGCAGCAGCAUCAGCAACACUACCACCAGUGACAACAGCAACAGCAGUAGCUGCAGUGCCAACGCCAUCUGCGUGAACACCGUACCCGGUUUCUUGUGUCAGUGUCUUGCUGGCUACGAGGCAGUCACACAUACAAUCUGUCAAGACAUUGACGAAUGUACUACCAGCUUCAACAGCAGUAGCAGCAACGCUACAGGAGUGAACAACUGCAGUGUCAACGCUAUCUGCACAAACACUGUCGGCUGCUACGAAUGCACAUGUUUAAAUGGUUACCGUGGUAAUGGUGUGACAUGUCUUGAUGAAAACGAAUGUACCGAUGGUCUACAUCAGUGUGCACCGCUCACAGCUACCUGCUCCAACACAAAUGGAUCCUACAUAUGUGAAUGUAUUGGUGGUUUUACUGGCAAUGGCAGUGUCUGUUCCGAUGUUCUUGAAUGCUCGCUUGGUCUGCACAGCUGUUCAGUCAACGCCCAUUGUACGGAAAUAAUCGGAAACUACAGCUGUGAAUGCCUCAGUGGCUUUACCGGAAAUGGCCAAGUCUGCAUGGAUAUUCCAGAGUGUUCGUUAGGUACUCAUGGCUGUUCGGUGAAUGCCACGUGUGCGGAAACCUUGGGUAAUUACACCUGUACUUGCUUGAGUGGUUUUACCGGGGAUGGACGAGUAUGCUCCGAUAUUCCUGAAUGUACAAUUGGUACUCAUGGCUGUUCGCAGAAUGCAUUGUGUACGGAAAUCAUCGGUAACUACAGUUGUAUAUGCUUGAAUGGCUUCACUGGAAAUGGACAGAUCUGCAACGACGUUCCUGAAUGUUCGCUAGGUACCCAUGACUGUUCGGAGAAUGCCACUUGCCUUGAACUUGCUGGCAGCUACAAUUGCACUUGCCAGAGCGGAUUUAGUGGCAAUGGUCGGGUGUGCUCAGACAUCCCUGAAUGCACGCUAGGUACCCAUGACUGUUCGCCGAAUGCCAAGUGUACGGAAAUCAUUGGCAACUACAGCUGUGAAUGUGUGAAUGGUUUCUUUGGAGAUGGGCAAACUUGUGCUGACAUUCCUGAAUGUUUGCUCGGUCUUCACGACUGUUCGGAGAAUGCCACAUGCAUAGAAAUCACCGGUAACUACAGUUGUGAAUGCUUGAACGGCUUCACAGGAAAUGGACAAGUCUGCAACGACAUUCCUGAAUGCUCGUUGGAUCUUCAUGACUGUUCAGAGAAUGCCGUAUGUGUAGAAGUCCACGGCAACUACAGCUGUACGUGCUUGAGUGGCUUUAUAGGCAGUGGACAAGUUUGUUCUGAUAUUCCCGAAUGCACACUUGGAACCCAUGACUGUUCGCCUGAUGCCCAGUGUGUGGAAAGCAUUGGUAGCUACAGCUGCCAGUGUCUAAAGGGCUUUACCGGAAACGGGCGCACCUGCUCCGACAUACCUGAGUGUUCUCUUCGGCUUGAUGACUGUUCGGAGAAUGCCACUUGUCUUGAACUUGUUGGCAGCUACAACUGCACUUGCCAGAGUGGAUUCACUGGUAAUGGUCGGGUGUGCUCUGAUAUUCCUGAAUGCACUCUAGGUACCCAUGACUGUUCGCCAGAUGCCAGGUGUACGGAAAUCAUCGGCAACCACAGUUGUGAAUGUGUGAGUGGAUUCACUGGCAAUGGUCGGGUGUGCUCUGAUAUCCCUGAAUGCACGCUAGGUACCCAUGACUGCUCGCAGAACGCCACAUGCACGGAAAUCAUCGGUAACUACAGUUGUGAAUGCUUGAGUGGCUUCACAGGAAAUGGGCAGAUCUGCUACGACGUUCCUGAAUGUUCGCUAGGUACCCAUGACUGUUCGGAGAAUGCCACUUGCCUUGAACUUGUUGGCAGCUACAAUUGCACUUGCCAGAGUGGAUUUAGUGGAAAUGGCCAGGUGUGCUCAGACAUUCCGGAAUGCAUGCUCGGUACCCAUGACUGUUCGCAAAAUGCCAGGUGUACGGAAAUCAUCGGUAACUACACUUGCAAAUGCCUGAGUGGAUUUACUGGAAAUGGGCGCACCUGCUCUGACAUCCCUGAAUGUACGCUAGGUACCCAUGACUGUUCGCGAGAUGCCAAGUGUACAGAAAUCAUUGGUAACUACAGUUGUGAGUGUGUGAACGGCUUCUCUGGAGACGGGCAAACUUGUGCUGACAUUCCUGAGUGUUCAUUGGGUCUUCACGACUGUUCGGAGAAUGCCACGUGUGUGGAACAUAUUGGAAACUACAGUUGCACUUGCUUGAGUGGAUUCACUGGCAACGGACAAGUCUGUUCUGACAUCCCGGAGUGUAUGCUUGGUACUCAUGACUGUUCGCAGAAGGCCCAGUGUACGGAAAUCAUCGGUAACUACAGCUGCACUUGCCUGAUCGGGUACACGGGAACUGGUCAACAUUGCUCUGACAUUGAUGAGUGUUCGACAGGCGGCCAUGAUUGUGAUACCAUGGCAACGUGUACAAACACAAUGGGGAGUUACUCGUGUCAAUGUCUCUCCGGGUAUGCCGAGCCGGAUCCGAACAGCUCUGGGUCAAGCUCUGGGUCAAGCUCUGGCACUUCCGGCAUAGGUCGUAUCUGUGGAAACAUCAAUGAGUGUUUGCUUGACGUGGAUACGUGUGACGGAAAUGCCAGCUGUGCAGACACGGACGGUAGUUACACGUGUACCUGCAAUCGCGGCUAUUUCGGCAACGGCACCAGCGGCUUCUGCCAGGACAUCGUGGAGUGUAACGACACACGCCUGCACAACUGCUCGUCGGAUGCCACGUGCACAAACGUGGCCGGUCACUUCCUGUGUAUGUGUAACCAUGGCUACGAAGGCGACGGUGCCGAGUGUGGGAAUAUUGACGAAUGUACGCGUGACCUGCACAAUUGCUCAGCGGUUGCAAUGUGUACUGACUCAGUGGGCAGUUACCAGUGUCAGUGCUUGAGUGGGUACACUGGUGAUGGAGUAUCAUGUAUGGAUGAGAAUGAGUGUAGUCUAGGCAACACCACUAAUAACUGUACUAGUGCCACUAGCAGCUGUGUGAACACGGACGGUGGAUUUGGAUGCGCCUGUUUUGCCGGAUUCACGGGCCAGCUUUGUGAUGUCGACAUUGACGAGUGUCUGUCUGGUCCUUGCUUCAACGGUUCCUGCCGGGACCAAGUAGCCAAGUAUGAGUGUGAUUGCUACAGCGGCUAUACGGGAUCACGGUGUGCGAGUGACUUAAACGAGUGUGAGCAACAGCUGGACAACUGUACAAACGGUACCAGCAGUUGUGUCAACGUGGACGGCGGAUUCGAGUGCGCCUGCUUCGCCGGCUACACAGGAUUCGUGUGUGAUAUUGAUGUGAACGAAUGUCUCUCUGAGCCGUGCCGAUGGAAUGGCUCGUGCUCUGACCAUGUGGGCAGCUACAUAUGUCACUGUUUGCCUGGUUUCACCGGCCUGCAGUGCCAACAUGACAUAGAUGAAUGCUCAGUACCGACUCACAACAACUGCUCCGCAAACACCAGCAGCUGUGUCAACACCGACGGGGGAUUCCAGUGUUCUUGCUCGGCGGGGUACACUGGACAGCUCUGUGAUAUUGAAGUUGACGAAUGCUCUUCCAGUCCCUGUAUCAACGGUACUUGCAUGGAUCAGAUAGCGGGAUACGCUUGCGACUGUAUCAGUGGCUACAAUGGCUUGCGUUGCGAUCACGAUAUACACGAGUGUCUACUCGGUACACACAACUGCACAGUCCAUGCCAGUGAGUGUGUCAACUUUGACGGCGGAUUCGACUGCAUGUGCUUCGCCGGAUACACAGGCUCGGUAUGCGAGGUCAAUAUCGACGAAUGCCUGUCAAUGCCCUGUUUCAAUGGCUCUUGUGUGGAUCUAGUUGCUGGGUACGCCUGCAACUGUUCAAGCGGGUACACUGGCUCACGAUGCCAGAGUGAUCUUGAUGAGUGCUUGACGGGCAUGCACGCCUGCUUCGUCGCUGGUAGUGAUUGUCGUAACAUUGUCGGCGGGUAUGUGUGUGACUGCCGUCCGGGGUACACCGGUGCGACAUGCUCGGUCGGCAUUGACGAGUGCACUUCAAAUCCCUGCUUCAACGGCACUUGUCGGGACCUGGUCAACCGGUACUAUUGUGAUUGCUACAGCGGCUAUACGGGAUUACAGUGUGAGAGUGACAUAGAGGAAUGUGUGCUUGGCUUAUACACCUGUCCCGACACCAACAGCCACUGCAGUAACACGGUGGGUGGCUACGAGUGUCCGUGCUCGCCGGGCUUCACGGGUCUAGCAUGCAAUGUGGGCAUAGACGAAUGUGCCUCGCAGCCGUGCGUCAACAACGGGACCUGUAGAGAUCAGGUCGCAGGCUAUUCAUGUAAUUGCACGGCCGGAUUCACCAGUCCACAUUGCGAUAUUGAGAUUGACGAAUGUUCCUCCGAACCCUGCUUCAAUGGCUCGUGUAGAGAUCAGAUCGCAGGCUAUGCGUGUGAAUGCAUUGCUGGCUUCACCAGUCAACACUGUGAUAUUGAGAUUGACGAAUGUUCGUCUGAGCCAUGCCUUAAUGGCUCCUGUAGGGAUGAGAUUGCUGGCUAUGCAUGCGAGUGUUUCAGUGGGUACACUGGACUUCAGUGUGAAAACGACCUUCACGAAUGUCUGCUCGGUACACACAAUUGCACGAACCACACCAGCGUCUGUAUCAACCUGGACGGUGGAUUUGAAUGCAUGUGCUUCCCCGGCUAUACAGGGCCAAUCUGUGAUGUUGAUAUUGAUGAGUGUACUUCAAGUCCAUGCGUGUAUGGUACCUGCAUCGAUCAGACUGCAGGAUUCACAUGCAGCUGCUUGACUGGCUUCUCGGGUGUACGUUGUCAGAGUGAUAAUGAUGAAUGUCAAACUGGUGCUCACAACUGCUCAGGAUUGGGUGGUAACUGUGACAACACUCAUGGUGGAUUCCAAUGUACUUGCUUUGCGGGAUAUACAGGACCAGAGUGUAGCGUGACGAUUGAUGAAUGUCUGUCAGCUCCAUGUCAGAACAAUGGAACAUGUGUGGAUGAAAUCGCCGGCUUUGCAUGCCUGUGCAAUGCUGGUUUCACUAGCACUAUGUGUGAUGUCAAUAUCAAUGAAUGUGCACCAAAACCUUGCCAGAACAAUGCAACAUGUGUGGAUGAAAUCAACGCUUUCCAAUGCCAGUGUCAUCCAGGUUACAACGGCACACUCUGUAGCAAUGACAUUAACGACUGCUCCGGGAAUCCAUGUCUGAACCAAGCAACGUGUACGGAUGGUGUCGAUUCCUACGCAUGCACAUGUGCUCCGGGAUUUUCUGGCCUGUUCUGUGAGCAAAAUGUGGAUGACUGUCUGGGCGUGAUGUGUGGCAAUAACGGCUCAUGUGUAGACCUGGUGGAUGGGUUUGAAUGCACGUGUGUAGCAGGCUAUACGGGUGUACUCUGUGAAGUCAACGUGGAGGAGUGUAGCAGUGCUCCGUGUCAGAAUAAUGCUACAUGCGUGGACCUCGUUAACGCAUAUCGGUGCGAGUGCGAACCAGGAUUCACCGGACUUCAAUGUGAGGUUGACAUUGAUCAUUGCACGUCCGCGCCGUGUGUAAACAAUGCAACAUGCACGGACUUGGUCAAUGCAUAUCGCUGUGACUGCAUUCCCGGUUUCACUGGACUGCAAUGCCAAACUGAUAUCGUCGAGUGUCUCUCCUCGCCCUGUGACAACGGAACGUGUGUGGACGGCGUUAACGGAUACAUGUGUGUCUGCAAUGGCGGCUUCACUGGUUUGACGUGUGAGAUCAAUGUUGAGGAGUGUGAGUCUGAUCCGUGUGUACAGGGUACGUGUGUAGACCAGGUCAACAGCUACCAGUGUGUAUGCAGUGCAGGCUAUACAGGUGUGCUGUGUGAGGUCAAUAUCAACGAAUGUCUCUCCAUGCCUUGUGUGAAUGGCACGUGUAACGACAACGUCGAUGGCUUUACCUGUUCGUGCACUCCUGGCUUUACGGGUCUGACGUGUGCGGUUGACAUCAAUGAGUGUGCGUCCACACCCUGUGUGAAUGGUUCAUGUAAUGAUGCCGUCAACGCAUUCUCCUGUGACUGCUUCCCGGGUUUUAGUGGCAUGCUGUGCAACACCGACAUACUAGAGUGUUCCAGUGAACCAUGUCAAAACAACCAGUCGUGUGUGGAGCUGACGGACGGGUUUGCAUGCACGUGUUCUUUGGACUACUUUGGUGUGCUGUGUGAGAAUGAAAACAACUCGUGUACUGAUCCUGCACUGACCGUGCCCAGAUGCCUUAACAGCGGUGUGUGCGUUCCGGAGGGGAUUCCCCAGGACGGCGGCGGUGGUGGUGGUGGUGGCAGUGUCAGUGUAAACAGCUACACUUGUCAGUGCUUACCUGGCUUUACGGGUGUGCACUGUGAGGUCAAUGUGGAUGACUGUCUUGGAAUGCCUUGUCUCAAUAAUGCCGUCUGUAUGGACAUGGCGGAUGCAUACCAAUGUCAAUGCCAAUCUGGUUUUACCGGCCAGAAUUGUGAAGUGGACAUUGACGACUGCAUUGGCGUCAACUGCACUGCUAACUCCAUGUGCCGCGACGGCGUUGACCAAUUCCAGUGUGUCUGCGAUGUUGGCUAUGUAUCCACCACUGUCAACACUGAAAUGCUAUGCACAGAUGAAGACGAAUGUAGUCGAGCAGGUGUGAGUGUGUGUCCACCAAACUCCAACUGUCUGAACACUAUAGGUAGUUUUGACUGCACAUGUCAGUCUGGUUUUAGUGGAGACCGGCACAAUGGCUGUGUGGACAUCAAUGAGUGUGUAACGGGUGCGAACGAUUGUGAUGUGCCAACCAGAGCAAGAUGUGUCAAUACUGCCGGUGGAGUCCGCUGUGAAUGCUUCAACGGGACCACCGGAAACGGAACGACCUGCUACCUGCCAGCUGCCGUUGAUCCCCUAGCGGCCACAUUGCGCAAUGUCUUUGCCAGCACCGAAGUCAGGCUAACAUGUAGCUACCGAGGAUACCCGCAGGCUACCCCGCGAUGGUGCAAGCUGAGCGAUGACAUCACCAUGACAUCAUCGCUGGCUGCAGAUGGAUGUGCGGUGUACGACUCAUCGUGUCCGUUCACGGUAACGGACGACAGCAGCAGCACAACAACUCUGGUGAUAGUCCAGGUACAGGACUGCCAUCGUGGACUGUACCGGUGUAUCGCCACCAAUAUAGCCAACCUGCAGGGCUCCUACUCCGAUGUAGAACUUGCUGUACUUGAUUCCAGUGACUUCAAGGUUUCUGGCAACUACAGCGGAGUGUCAAGCAGCAGUGUGGCUACUGACGUACAACGAACGCUUGAACAACUGCUGCAGGCAAUACCGUCCGUGUCUGUUGAGUUGCCAUCUGCACAAGUUAUACAGUUCAGAGCAAAUGGAGUUACACUGCAGAACCCGGUCUUUGUGGAAAUGGAUGUGCGGAUAUCCAGCAGUUCCGUAUCAGCAUUGUCAGGGAAUGGAUCUUUCGCUAACCGCCUACGUCUGUAUCUUGUCACAGAAAUCCAGGCUGGACGAAGCUCGCCUGCUACACUUGAUGCUACUUCAGUAUUUGUUAUCAGCUAUGAUGUAUGCCCAGCUGAAGUCACUACUGAUCUCCGGGGCAGUGUAGUCUGGCCAGAGACAGUUCGGGGAACGACAAGUGUGCAAGCAUGCGGUAUCGUGGUGGAGAAUGAGGCACCAAAGUUUGCCAGGCGUAUGUGCGUGUCCAGUCCCCGCACCAGUCGUCCAAACGUCUUCAUGUCCACAUGGGCCAUGGCUAACACUAGUGACUGUCCAUUCGCUUCAGCCAGCACUAGAGAACUACAGAUGAUUUCAUCCAUUGUGUUCAACACCAGUGAGCCAACGGUCCUCGUCAUGACAACAGAAACCAUUGGCAACCUGACGAAGAACGCCUCGUCGCUGUCCGAAGCCGAUAUCGACUUUGCGGCCACCGCAUUGUCCAAUCUAAUUCUGGCCACCAGCAGUGAUGGAGACUUCAAUCAGACCCUGGGGAGAGAGAUUGCUGGUUCCGUUCUGGACUCGGUGGACAACAUUCUUGCUGCACCACCAACGGAGAUUGAGUCCGCACCGGCUGCAACCAUUGCUCGUACAAUGGAGAGACUCGUCACGUCGCUGGAAGUCGAGGAGGGACAGCCACUGACCAGUGUAAAUGAAAACAUUGGGUUUGCCAUUAGCUGCCCCGGGCGAGUCGUUCCACAGUCAUUCCGUGCUGCAGCUGGUACUAGUGAUGAUGCUUUCUCAGUUGGUGAUACCACUAACACUACAUCAGCAGAAGAGAGCACUGAUCAAGCUGCCUUUGACCUACCGGCAGACGCUAUAGGUAUUGCAACACGCGGCAGGGCAACGAUGGCGCCAGACACUAACGGAACCUCCUCUAGCACGCCAUCAUGCCGAGUUGCACAGACCCAGUUUAUUUUGUAUCGCACCGACUCUCUCUUUCAGGACAUCAACCUGACAGGCACAUCUGCUGGAGCCAGAACAACCGUAGCGUCGCAGAUUGUCUCUGCUCAGGUUGGUAGACAAGAGGAGCGUAUUCCACUCGAUGGUGCGAGUGCCAUGAUGUCAUUCAACCUCAAUCUGCCAGCAAUCUCACCGGAGAAUGAAACUCUGGAGCUGGAGUGCGUCUUCUGGGACUUCACAUUGAAUGACAACCAGGGUGGUUGGAGUCGUGAGGGGUGUCGUCUGAUCAGCAACGGCAGCAGUCGUGCCGCAUGCGAGUGUAAUCACCUGACCAACUUUGCAGUUCUAGUUUCACGGAGAGCUAUUGAGUCGUCCAGUGUGGAAACUGUAGCCGAGAAGGUUCUGGUGAUUAUCUCCUACAUCGGCUGUGGAUUGUCCAUGCUAGGGCUGGUUGCCACCAUGAUCACUAUUGCAAUCUUCAAGAAACUACGCGCCAGUCUGCAUCAACGCUUGAUGUUUGGUCUGUGUACAACACUCCUCACCAUCAUGAUCCUCUUCAUCGCUGGCAUACGUGCUACGUCUAACAGGGCUGCAUGCCAGUCCGUGGCCAUCAUCAUGCACUACCUUCUCCUGUCUGCGUUCCUGUGGAUGUCGGCCGAGGCCACGCUUCUCUACACACAACUGGUGAAAGUGUUUGGUGGCACUCCGACCUGGUUUGCCAAAGCUGUGCUGGCUAUCGUGUAUGUUGUACCACUGGUCAUAGUGGGUAUAACGGCUGGAGUGACUAAACUUGACGCCUACACCAAUGAGAACUACUGCUGGAUAAGUGACUUCAAUGUCUUCUACGGAGCGUUCAUCGCACCAAUGGCACUGACAUUGCUCUACAACAUUGCUAUACUCACCAUUAUCAUACGAUCGCUGCACAAACGUGGCAAGAACACUGCGUCGCUGAAGCGCAAGGGCAAGAAAGACAACAAGGGAGCGCUGUACCUUGUGCGUGUUGUAGUGACGCUCUCGUUACUACUGGGACUAACCUGGGUGUUUGGCAUACUGGUGGUUCUUGUCGAUCAUAUCGCCAUGCAAUACGCCUUCGCCAUUCUCAACACAUUCCAGGGAUUCCUCAUAUUCGUACUGCACACAGCGCGCGCACAGGAGGUACGCAAGGAGUGGAGCGAGGCCCUCUCCUCGGUCAGUCGACGUGGAUCCGUUGGCUCUCGGAUGAGCUCGACGCUACGCCGCCGCACCUACUCGUCGACGAUGAGCUCAGGCGACACACGGCACCGCGUUGUUAGUAUGACUAGCAAUGGAGCAGGCACCAGGCGACAGCGCUUCAAGACCAUGCCGGCGAGUAACACAAGCCUGGGACAGUCGCGACACGCUGCGAAGAACGGGCAUAGUCUGCUCCUAGCAACCACCAGCAACUCUCUCACGACAAGCCCUCGGACCUCGCCACCACCUGAAUACGAACUUCAACCUGCCGUAGCGCCACCACUAUCGCCGGGCUUUGACAAGGAACCAGCCGAGAAAGAAACGAGGCUAUCAUCUCCGUCCGACAGUCUUCCCUCUUGCAUGGACUAUUCCGGGUUUAACGACAUCUUUACAAAUGACGUGGCUGUGGACGACGAAAGUGGCGAUAUGCACGCCCUCCAACACACGGCUGAUAUCCUUGUUGCAAGAUUGUAGGCAUUGGCAACACGGAAGGACAGUGAGUGAGUGAGUGUAUGCGUGCAUGCAUAAGCGAGCGUGCGAGUGUGUGUGUGUGUGUGUGUGUGUGUGUGUGUGUGUGUGUGUGUGUGCGUGUGUGUGUGUGUGUGUGUGUGUGUAUGUGUGUGCGUGCUUGAGAGAGAGAGGGAGAGAGAGAUUUGCUUUUUGGACUAAGUAAUAAAAUCACACGGCUCAGAGCUGUUGUAUCGAUGAGAAUACCAUCGUUGUGCUUUUCACAAGCCUGUGUAUUUAUUUCUCUUGCUCAUGCCUUGUGUGUGGCCCGCAUUGUCGUUUACGCUUGCUUGACACUGUGCAGCUAUCUUUCACUGAGUAUCUGUACUACUCUAUGUAUAUGCACUAGGCUUGCUUGAAACCGAGCAGCGUGCUUGAACUUAGAACACUGCAUGCGAGCACGGCUACUGCUUGAGUCUCUGGACAGAAUAGAGCCAAGCACUGCUACUGCUUGAGUCUCUGGCAGAAUAGAGUGAAGCACAGCUAUAUACCUGUUGAUCUCAUUCUUAUGAUUUUUUAAACAUGAUUCAAGAACGGUGA